CGCGGGUUUUUGUCAUCGCGUUUUUCAAGCGCAGCGGUGCCAGGAGUAGCUAGUUUAGCGCGCUUGCACACGUUCUGGCCAUUACUUGGGACCCACAGUACGCACGCGAUCGCUGCGGCAACGUGACGGCAGUAUAGGCUUGCAUGCUCUCCGGUUCAACAAUGCACAGACGCGCUACACGCGCAUCGCUGGUCCUGACUUGCGCAACGCUGGCCUCAGCCAUGCGCACACAACCGCUGCUCUCUCGGCGCGCCGUGAUGGACACCGCGGCGGCGUUGGCCGCUACCAUCGCCGUGCCGGCGCUCGCCGAGGUCGAACAGCUUGCAGCGCCGGGCAAAUCCGUCGGUGCGAUGCAGAAAUUGAAGAGUGGUGUGCGUUAUAUCGACCUCAAGGAAGGCAGCGGUGCCGGUGCUUCGUCAGGGUCGCGCGUCUCGCUGCAAUGGGUGCUGAGGCGGUCGAAUGGCUACUUCGUUACAUCAUCGUUUGGACAAGUGGCAUCGGGCCCCGACGCGGGCAUCCUCAAGCUGAGCGGCAUGUCGGCCCCGAACGACCCGUUCCUGUUCACCGUUGGCUCGAACGCGGCGCUGCCGGGCCUCGAUGAGGCCGUCCUCGGCAUGAAAAAGGGCGGCGUGCGGAGGAUUGUGGUCCCGACGCGCCUGUCGUAUACGCAGCCGCUCAAAUCAAGCCCGGGUCCCGUACCCGAAGAUUACGGGGCGCGGCGGCAGAUCGAGCGCGAGCUCGCGAAGAUGGAUCCGGAGAACUUCUUCGUCCUCGAGGUCGAGGCCGUGAACGUCCGCUAGAUACUCUAAUGUGCCGGUAC
Pelagomonas calceolata is the source of this 820-nucleotide messenger RNA. The record is from the annotation of a GenBank genome assembly. NCBI's taxonomy places the organism in Eukaryota, Pelagophyceae, Pelagomonadales, Pelagomonadaceae.